Messenger RNA from Fibroporia radiculosa, 738 nucleotides. RefSeq lists its product as uncharacterized. The record is from RefSeq and is a predicted model, not a curated record. The coding region runs from base 1 to 738 and encodes 245 amino acids. Lineage: Eukaryota; Fungi; Basidiomycota; Agaricomycetes; Polyporales; Fibroporiaceae. The transcript has 2 exons.
AUGCCUAUUCACAAAAAGAAAUAUACCACCCCUAACGUGCAGCAUUUCUCGCUGAACCCUCCUGGUGUCAAAUCUUACUUAACAUUUCAUUUCAAGCCUAGAUGGGACCUGCUAAGCAGGAAGGAUGCCUUGGCUGCUUCUAAAUACGUCCCAUAUCCAACCCUUCCUUGUGUCUUAAUUCCUAUUCCCGAUCAUCCGCUGCGCCCGCCUGUCAUGCACUAUGGAUGGAUUGCCGACAUCGACUUUCUCCUCGAACUGGCCAAAGAGCUCAACUGUGUUAGGAUGUAUAUGUGUUCGGCGGACUUAUACGGUCCUGACGAUGAUGAUUUGGAUGAGGAAGACGAAGAUACUGUGGACAAAGAGUGUGCCGACAGUGCUCCUGCACAGGAACUCCUUACUGGGACAAAUAAACCUGAAAGAGGAUCGCGAGAAUCCAAAGUCCAGUACGCAGCCAGACUGGCAGGCUGGGAUGAAUAUAGGACAUUGCUCAACGUAGUGCAAAUUAUUGCGAAGGGGUUUGAUGCCUGUCCACGCACGCUAUCUCUUUCCAGCACCCUCUUUUGCGAUGAUACACCCAUCGUAAUCUCAGUGUUUACAAACUAUGAUCUCGACAACACACAACUCCCCACAACGGAUGUUUUGGAUGAACUGGCGCGUCGACUGGGUCUGCAAGGAAAUGCUCGGUGGUACUUGGACUCAUCUAAAUGGCGAUGGGAUGACAAUGGCCAACCUUAUUGA